AUGGACGAUGCUGAGGUCCUGAAGAAGAGAGGCUACAUUAUGGGAAUCAAUCUCGGAGAAGGGUCCUACGCCAAGGUCAAAUCAGCCUACUCGGACCGACUGAAAUGCAACGUGGCCGUCAAGAUUAUCGAUAAGAGGAAAGCGCCCCGUGACUUCCUGGAGAGGUUCCUUCCCAGAGAGAUUGAGAUGCUGGCACGAGUGAAGCACCACGCCAUCAUCAAAACCUACGAAAUCUUUGAGACCUCUGACGGGAAAGUCUACAUUGUGACUGAACUCGGUGUCCAAGGAGACCUCCUGGAAUUCAUCAAGAGGAGAGGGGCCAUCCCUGAGGAAGUGGCUUGUAAGAUGUUCCACCAACUAGCCAGUGCCAUCAAGUACUGCCACGAGCUGGACAUUGUCCACCGAGAUCUGAAAUGUGAGAACCUGCUCCUUGACAAAGAGUUCAACAUCAAGUUGACCGACUUUGGCUUUUCCAAGCGGUUGACUCGUGACGAAGACGGCAGGGUGGUCCUCAGUAAGACGUUCUGCGGCUCUGCUGCCUAUGCAGCUCCUGAAGUCCUGCAAGGCAUCCCCUACCAGCCCAAGGUUUACGACAUAUGGAGUCUGGGCGUGGUCCUGUUCAUCAUGGUCUGUGGCUCCAUGCCCUAUGAUGAUUCGAACAUCAAAAAAAUGCUCAAGCUGCAGAAAGAGCACCGGGUGCAUUUCCCCCGAUCGAAAGUGCUCACAGUCGAAUGCAAAGAUCUCAUUUAUCAGAUGCUCCAGCCUGACGUCUCCCGGAGGCUGUGCAUUGACGAAGUUCUCAUGCACACUUGGAUGCAGAAUCCCAAAUCCGUUUCGGACACCAUGCUGAUGAAGCCAGGUGAAUGCUCCCACCACCGCCCCGCCAAUCAGAUAAGGAUGGUGUAUGGGAAAGAAUCCGGUCCAGAGCCCUCUCACAAUGAGCAAGUUCUUCAAGAAGAAAGACAUGCCGACAUGGACAAGCUCUCUGACCAGAUGCAAAGGACUGCUCUCUGA
Molecule: messenger RNA, 1014 nt
Organism: Varanus komodoensis (Komodo dragon)
Lineage: Eukaryota; Metazoa; Chordata; Lepidosauria; Squamata; Varanidae
Product: testis-specific serine/threonine-protein kinase 1-like
Exons: 1
Coding region: 1-1014 (337 amino acids)
Biological process (GO): protein phosphorylation; intracellular signal transduction; microtubule cytoskeleton organization
Cellular component (GO): cytoplasm
Molecular function (GO): protein serine/threonine kinase activity; ATP binding; tau-protein kinase activity
Source: RefSeq, a predicted model, not a curated record